Molecule: messenger RNA, 2168 nt
Organism: Colletotrichum acutatum
Lineage: Eukaryota; Fungi; Ascomycota; Sordariomycetes; Glomerellales; Glomerellaceae
Exons: 2
Coding region: 200-1714 (504 amino acids)
Source: RefSeq, a predicted model, not a curated record
CGUGGCGUGUCGCGGAUGAGGAGCCUUCAAAACCCCUUGAGAGCCUGUCCCAAGCUUGGACUCCACCAUCUCGCAUCGAACUUUCAGCAAUCGACGACUUAUGAAAUCAUAGAAAAGGACGCAAAGAGAAACGAUAAGAACCGAAUUCCACAGUUAUACAUUUGAACUAUUCGAGCUGGUAUCUCUUCCGCCGCCCAACAUGUCGGACGAGAACAGUUCUCGAAGUCCGACUUCGCCCCUCACAACGACGAGCAAUACCAGUAGGAAACAGACCAUAUCAUCACCGGGAACGACAGCUUCACCAGCGCCUUCGGGACACGCCUUCAAACGCGCCGUGACGGUAGACGAGACAUCUCAGGUGCGCCGGCGGCCACCUUUCAGCCAUAUCCCGACAGAGAACUCAUUCGCCGAGAGAGGCCUUGGAAGGAGAAGGAGUUCAACUUUGUCGGAUUAUAGCUUUGGCGAUGCGAGAGAUUUCCUCAACCCCAGGCCUGGAGAUGGUAUACCAUCAACAUCGACGGACGAACUUUCCAGCUGGGCCUCGGUUCCUUUGGCAUUUGCACUCUUACCUGCGGUCGGUGGUCUGCUUUUCAAGAAUGGCAGCGCCGUUGUGACGGACGUCAUGUUGCUGGGCUUGUCGGCCGUGUUCCUGCACUGGUCUGUGACACACCCAUGGAAUUGGUACCACUCGGCGCAAGCAGUACGAGAGCGGGCAGAGAUCAGCACGAGCGCCGUCAUUGACGAUGAGAGCGAGACAGAGCAGGGGGCCGGAAGCCCGUCACCGGCGGCAUCGACGGCUAACGGCCACACGACGAACGGAAGCGUCGACGAAGCGUCUGAAGUACCCACAACGCCCACGUCCCUUGUCCAGGAACAAGUACGUAAGACGACGACGCCGCCAAGAAACAAAAAGGAGGACGCAUUGGCUGAGCUAUGGGUGCAUGAAAUUCUGGCCCUGAUAUCAUGCUUCAUGUUUCCCAUGCUGGGCGCAUAUCUGCUGCAUGCCAUUCGCGCGCAGCUAAGUCGGCCCUCGGAGGGCCUGGUCUCCAACUACAACUUAACAAUUUUCCUCUUGGCUGCAGAAGUACGACCGAUUUCGCAUCUCAUGAAGCUCGUGCAGUGCAGGACCAUUCAGUUGCAGCGGGAUGUCCACGUAAACCCGUACAAGGACGACGGCGCCACGUCAGAUCAGAUGAGGGUUCUCAUGGCACGGUUGGAAAUGCUGGAAUCACGGCCUGAGCCGACGCCGAUGAAGCACAAUGGAAACUCGGACAAUUCUAAAAUCAAGCAAGAGGCCGCCAUUGCUCGCGAUGUGCGCAACGCCAUUCAACCCGAUCUGGAUGCGCUGAAUCGGGCUGUGCGGCGAUACGAGAAGAAGGCGACGGUACUUGCCUUCCAGACCGAAUCACGUUUCGCCGCAGUCGAUACUCGCUUGAACGAUGCCAUUGCGCUGGCGGCAGCAGCGGCCAAAAACAGCGUCGCUCGGCCGGGCUUCAUGCAGUGGCUCGUAGAAUCUGUGUGGGCCAUCAUCACGAUGCCCUUCUUCGCGAUGGUCGCUCUGCUAGUGCUACCUUUCAAGACAAUUAGAGGCUUGCUCAAACGUAAGAAGAAGUCCCUCCCUGAAAGGACAUCAAAGUCUAGUCGAAACGGGAAGACCAUGGGACACGGGAGGAUGACGGCAGACAGACAGCCAAGCCGCGUCUCAAAGAGGUGAGAAGGGUGUAGGGCGUCGGGGCGUAAGGUUGGGGCAAGGCGCGAACGGAUUGGAGAUUUUUCAAGAUGUUCUCCUGGCAACCAGAAAAAAGGAUCAGGUUUUCGACAUGGAUAUCAACCAUGGGACAAAAGAAAUGGAGCUUUGGAACCAGCCGGUGUUGUAAUAUGGGAUCCGAAACCAGUACUCUCUACGGAACUAAGUCAGAAGGGAGGAACUGGUUUCGAUGUAUGUGGAGAAACAACACCUACAACUGUACUGUUACGUGUCGAAUUAUAUUCUCAUCACCGUCUGUCUACCACGUUUUCGGGAUGAACAAUGAUGUGACCAGGAAACUCUCCAGUGACCCUUGGACUGGUGAGGAAGUUUGUCAAGUUGGUUUCUCAGCAUUGAUGAGACGCCGAAGCGAUACGCCAGGUCAUAGAAGGUGACGUUGUUGAAGGAGAAGUCGGCUAUC